AUGAACUUGCCUAUUCCUACUGGCCCUCAUACAGAGCAUAACAUGUUCCACACUCGUUCUGAAGAUAUCUUAGCAAUUGCAUGGCACCCAUACGUCGAUCGUCUUGCAUUGGCUCACAAAGACAACACAGUCUAUAUUUACGAAAAAGACCCCGAAUCGCCCAAUUGGACAUGCACUUUAUUGAAGCACAAGUUUAUGAAUAACAUUACUUGUUUAGAGUGGAAACCUAAAGCAGGUGGAAUACUUGCUGUUGGAUGCAGACAUGGUGUGUGUGUGUGGGAUUUGUAUGCCAAGCGUGUUAAAGGCGCAGCAUCUGUUUCUACAAACUCCCAUCACGAAACAGUAAAUGUGGGUCUGCACCCUACUGCCUGGAUGAGCUACUUCCGUACCCCCGGUCAAGAUCAUAUCAGUUCUAUUGCAUGGGAUCCUUCGUUGAGCAGCAAUGUAUUUGUGGCAGCUUCAACCAGCACUAGUACUUUGGUUGCCUACGAUAUUGUCACACAUCUAGCCACACCUUUGAAGCGAUAUGGAAAAGGAAAUGUUUUGUUGCGCUGGAGUCCUGACGGCAACUGGCUUUACUCAGCAAGCAUGGCAGGUGCUUCGCGUCUAUGGAAUACCAAGACAUGGACAUGCACCAAAUUUUCCAACCCUCCUGGGUUGUGGGUAAAGAGUGCAUGCUGGAGCCCAGACAGCAAGAGUAUAUUAUACUCUAUGCGCGGUAAAAGAGAUCUUCACAUUUUAAGUCGACGCACCUCUGAUAAAGAUGUUGUUUGGGAUAUUUCAAAGGUUGAUGGUUAUCAGACUACAGUACAUGUUGGCGAACGUGUGGUGCCAAUAGGCAUCAUUCGUGAAAUCACUUUGGACCCUAAUAAUGCUGAACGACUGGCAGUUAUUUAUGAAGAUAGCGAUGUAGUGGGACUUUACAGUGUAUCGAGUGUGAACUCAUUGACAGGAAAGACCGGAACGGCUGUUACUCCCAUUGGUCUUGUUCGUGGAGCUGCUGUCAAUUCUAACGCUGUAGGACAAUUGGGAGCCAUUCCAAUGACUGGCGCUCGUCCUAUUCAUGCCGCUUUCUCUCCCAGUCGUAAACAGGGAGCAAUAUUGGCUGUAGUUUACGAUAACAACAUCAUUAGUUUCUUAUCCCACCAGUAUGUCAGUAAGCCAAGGAGUUAA
Phycomyces blakesleeanus NRRL 1555(-) is the source of this 1173-nucleotide messenger RNA. RefSeq lists its product as hypothetical. Gene Ontology annotation, cellular component: nuclear pore. Gene Ontology annotation, molecular function: protein binding. The record is from RefSeq and is a predicted model, not a curated record. NCBI's taxonomy places the organism in Eukaryota, Fungi, Mucoromycota, Mucoromycetes, Mucorales, Phycomycetaceae. Bases 1 to 1173 code for a protein of 390 amino acids. Gene Ontology annotation, biological process: nucleocytoplasmic transport. The transcript has 6 exons.